UCUCCUACGCUUCCUCGAUAGAAGUUAUAGAAGCAGCCAUCGAAUAAAGUCAGAGUCGUGUGAAUUCUCUUCAAUUAUUACCGGGCAAAAAUGUUGGCAUUGAACAAGUUCUUAUCCAAGGAGGGAUUGAUUGGUUUGGCAUUAGGGCAGUUCGUGUCACUCCUGAUCACCUCGACAGGAUUUGCUUCAUCCGAGCUCUCCCGAAAAGGAAUCAACGCUCCGACAUCGCAGUCAUUCUUGAAUUAUGUGCUGCUAGCAGUGGCUUAUGGGGGUUGGAUGAUCUAUAAGAAGAGAUCGCCUCAGACAAAAUGGUAUUUCUAUUUGUUGCUAGGCUUUAUUGACGUAGAGGCUAAUUUUCUUGUUGUAAAGGCUUACGAGUAUACAUCUAUAACAAGCGUCAUGCUGUUGGACUGUUGGGCAAUUCCAUCUGUUAUAUUUCUUACCUGGAUAUUCUUGAAGACCAAAUACAGAUUCAAGAGAUUCGCUGGUGUGGCCAUUUGCAUUGCUGGCCUUGCUUUAGUUGUGUUUUCUGAUGUCCAUGCUGCUGAUAGGACAGCCAACAACAGCAACCCUGUGAAAGGGGAUUUGAUUGUUAUUUUUGGAUCCAUGCUUUAUGCAGUUAGCAAUGUUGGUGAGGAGUUUUUGGUCAAGACGGGGGACAGAACUGAGCUGAUGGCAAUGCUUGGUGUUUUUGGAGCGAUUGUUAGUGCUUGUCAAAUAAGCAUUUUUGAACACAGCGAGCUUAAUUCAAUUCACUGGACACCUGCUGCGGUGUUUCCAUUCUUUGGAUUUUCAUUGGCGAUGUUUUUGUUUUAUACUGUUGUUCCAUUCUUACUUAAGAUAAGUGGCUCAGCCAUGCUAAACCUUUCUCUGCUCACUUCAGAUAUGUGGGCAGUUCUCAUACGCAUCUUUGCCUAUCAUGAAAAGGUUGAUUGGAUGUAUUUUCUAGCAUUUGUUACAGUUGCUAUUGGACUUACAGUAUACUCAUGGGGUUCAGAAGAAGAUGAGAAAAGUUUCCAGACAACAUAUGUGAAUCGUGAAGAAGCCAAAGGCAGGGACGAAGAGGCUUCUAGUGGUGAUUUUCUCCCCGGGCCAUCAUCGGAGAUCCAAGGAGAUGGUGGUGGGAAGGUUCCUUACUCUGUUAUCAGGAAUGAUGAUGAUCCCAACAACUGAUCCGGGACAUUCCAUAUGUAUAUUGCUAGCAGUGGUUACAAGCAUUUCUGAUUAAAUUAUUCAGAUCUGCUUAUUUUUUAUGUGUGACAUUUCAUUCAAAUUCAAAUUUUUUUUUUAUAUUUAACGGUAACAUAUGUUUUACUGUAGAUAUUUAUUUUCUUGCUUUGUAGCCUUAAUCAUGCUUCCCUAUUUGGAGAAUUAAGAAGCAUAAUGAUCACAAUGCGCUGGAGAAUUUAA
This is a messenger RNA of Phalaenopsis equestris, 1410 nucleotides long. RefSeq names its product solute carrier family 35 member F1-like. Gene Ontology annotation, molecular function: transmembrane transporter activity. The record is from RefSeq and is a predicted model, not a curated record. Gene Ontology annotation, cellular component: membrane. The transcript has 12 exons. Gene Ontology annotation, biological process: transmembrane transport. NCBI's taxonomy places the organism in Eukaryota, Viridiplantae, Streptophyta, Magnoliopsida, Asparagales, Orchidaceae. Bases 91 to 1173 code for a protein of 360 amino acids.